GUGGCGGCGGCGAAGAUCCACGAGAUCCUCAUGCCGAAGCUCAGCGCCACCAUGACCGAGGGCAAGGUCGUCGAGUGGACGAAGGCCGAAGGGGACAAGGUCAAGAAAGGGGAUAUCGUCGCGGUUGUGGAGUCGGACAAGGCGGACAUGGAUGUGGAAGUGUUCUACGAUGGAUAUUUGGCUCGCAUUGUGGUGGAAAGUGGCAGUUCUGCGGCGAUCAACGAGUUGAUCGCGUUGCUCGCAGAGAACGAGGAGGAUAUUGCCGAGGCGAGGAGAAAAUCGAUUGGAUUGUCAUCUCCAAUAUCUCCAGCUCCAGCUGUGGAAGCUCCUAAAGUCGAAUUUCCCGACGCGCUUCCAGGGGUGGUGGCGGAGGAGAAAUCUCUCGUCGCAACUCCUCAUGCGAAGAAGUUGGCCAAACAAUACAAGGCCGACCUCUCCAAGAUCUCCGGAACUGGGCCGCAUGGACGGAUCGUCCCAGCUGACGUCGAGGUAUUUGCUGGAAAGCCAGUGACGAGCCUGGGCAGUGAUGGAGCUCUAGUGGCAAAUCCAUCUCCAUCUUCGGGAAAAGCUGAAGCUCCUCCUCGAAUGGAUUUCACCGUGCCUUUCACAGGCAUGCAGGCAGCAGUGUCCAAAAACAUGGUGGAGAGUUUGUCCGUGCCAACUUUCCGGGUCGGGUGUUCCAUCUCGACAACUGGGAUUGAUGCUCUCUACAGAAAGAUCAAAUCCAAGGGGGUCAGCAUGUCAGUUCUUUUGGCAAAAGCAGCUGCUUUGGCGCUUGCCCGGCAUCCUGUCGUAAACGCAAGUUGCAAGGAAGGCAAGAGUUUCUGUCACAACAGCAACAUCAACAUCGCUGUUGCCGUGGCUAUCGAUGGAGGCCUUAUAACUCCAGUGCUCCAGAAUGCGGACAAGGCUGAUGUCUACACCCUUGCUCGAAAGUGGAAGGAGCUUGUGGACAAGGCUCGUGCCAAACAGCUGCAACCCCAGGAGUACACCACAGGAACUUUUACAAUAUCAAACCUGGGGAUGUUUGGCGUGGAUCGAUUUGACGCUAUACUUCCACCUGGCCAAGGCGCGAUUAUGGCUGUCGGUGCAGCCAAACCAACUCUUGUGGCAAGCGAGGGUCGCGUGUUUAGUGUUAAGAACCAGAUGCAGGUGAAUGUGACUGCGGAUCAUCGGAUUAUCGAUGGCGCGGACUUGGCAUCGUUCCUCGAUACAUUCUCCAAAAUCGUUGAGAAUGCAAUGGAGCUGACGCUGUGA
Molecule: messenger RNA, 1257 nt
Organism: Selaginella moellendorffii
Lineage: Eukaryota; Viridiplantae; Streptophyta; Lycopodiopsida; Selaginellales; Selaginellaceae
Product: dihydrolipoyllysine-residue acetyltransferase component 4 of pyruvate dehydrogenase complex, chloroplastic-like
Exons: 7
Coding region: 31-1257 (408 amino acids)
Biological process (GO): pyruvate decarboxylation to acetyl-CoA
Cellular component (GO): pyruvate dehydrogenase complex; chloroplast thylakoid; chloroplast envelope
Molecular function (GO): dihydrolipoyllysine-residue acetyltransferase activity
Source: RefSeq, a predicted model, not a curated record